AUGAUUACAGGAUCCAUUGUGUUUCUACUUAAGGGAAGCAGAGAAAGUGGCUAUUCGUUUGAGGCACUGGGCACAUGCAUAAGUUCCACGGCUACCAAAGGAUACAUCAAUGUUCAAAUUGUAAAAUUGCUUAACAACAGUGCCACGUUGGCAAACAGACUUCAGCCCCUGAUGGAAGGCCACACCGUAGCUUGGCCACAAAAUUUAGUUGCCUUGUACAAGACAUCUGAAGAAACAGCUCAGAAUGCUAACCAUUCAAAAGGUGCCUUUGCUUUUACACAUUCAGUUAGAAAUUUACUAAAGAAAGUUAAUAUUUUGUAAAAAUGUACUAGAAAACUUAAUUUUAUAAUUUAAUUAUUUUAAUGUGCAGAUUUUGCCUUAUUUUAAUUUAUUAGUGACUUUAUCACCAUUUAUCGUUCUUUGAAAAUGGAAAACAUGAUCACCAGUAAUAAGUUCAGCCUUUAGCCUAGAUGAACAGAGCUCUUUAUUCAUUUUUAUGUUCAUUAACAGGACUCUAAAAAAUUAACUUGAAUUCCCUACUUGUCCUUUGGGUGAGGAGUUCUCACAUUCUGCUUGGGACACUUUUUGCUUAUCUUGCUUACUUGUUAGAGGAUGACUUGUCUGGAUCCUUGCCAAAACAGGACUUUUUUCAAGCCCUGCAUUAGGGAGGCUGGUAACCAUAAUCUCCAUAGCCAAAUUUAAAUCUUGAACAAAAAGGGAAUAAAUUUGUAAUGGCAAUGAACAAUCUUUAUUGUUAGCUUUUAAUAAAAUCAUUUCUUUUCAUGCAGAACAGAACAAUGUUGUUAACCCUCCAAAGGAUAACCACCUGAAGAACUAUGCUCUUUGGAUUAUUCAAAUGGGAAAGAUGCUAUUGCAAAUGAAUGAUACAGAGAAGGAAGGGGAUGGGUAGAGAGCUAUCAUCAACAGCAAAGUGCUCUUAUUGAUGUUUAGGUCAACUGCCAGAAGUAAGAAAUAUGCGUUUGAGAUGCUACAGCUGAUAAGCAAAGUAAGGUGCCAGUUCACCAAGAAAAUGGCUGAAAGAACCAUCCAUGGACGUUUUGUCAACUGGAAAGGUACUUGAUGUUAGGAGUGAAGAAAGACAUAUUAUUAUUAGGAUCUGUGAGAGGACAGCUAACAAUUUGCAAAGCCACCACUAGCUUUCCUGUGAAAUGAAUUUUAAUAAAUAUCAAUGUAGAGUGAAGUUCCAUACAGGUCAUGUUUCAAUACCCAGAUUUGGGUAGUGCUAGCAAAAUGGUCAUACUGAAAGGGAAAUUAGCUUCAGCAAAUCAGAACCACCACUCCGAUCUGGGUAUUGAAACAUCAUCUGAUCAGUAUAGAAUUUUGUUGUUAAUACCAUAGGUGACAAUUUCAGCGUUGAUCUAUAAUUUCACAUAUGAAAUUGCAAAAUUGCCAUGGGAACAUUCUGUACCAUGCUUCACAUAUUACAGAAACCAUAAGGUCCACUAUCAACUUCAGAAACUACAACCCCGGACAAAACUGUUGAGACAAUUCCAUCCAUUUUCUAACUUUUGCACCCCACUCCCGUCUCCCCUAAACACAAAAAGUAAACCCCCUCCCCACCCCCUAUUCAAAGUUGUCUUGGUCUAAAAACCAACGUGUAUAAUUGCCAUGCUAUCCUAAACAACUUUGGAUAAGGGGAGGGGGGAAAUCAGGCAUUCAUUUGGCAGAGGUUUCAGAUUUUGCCGGGAUGACAGGAAAAAACAGGCAUUUUCGCGAUUUGUCUCACAAUCAACAGGUUUUGUCCGGGGUUGUAGCUCAUACUGAAUAAUAACUUUCACAAUUAGCUAUGAGGGCUGCAACCCAGUUAUGAUGAUAAUAAUGAUAAUUAUAAUAAUAAUAAUACUAUUAGAAACACAGUCUCAUGGACUGAACACUCAUAAUAAUAACAAUACCAUAAAUCCUCUAAGCCACCCUGGAGAAGGAGGGGAUCGAGGGGAGUAUUUAAUUUAGAAAAAAGGAUGGUAUCUGCAGUUCUGCCAUGAGGCAUGCACCAUAAUAACCGUGAUAAUAUGAAUAUGUAAACAUGCAUGUACAUCAGCAGUCACUUAAAUUUCAAUUAUUUGGCAGCUCCAUCUAUGCAAUGUUCCAUGCUGAUAACCCUUAUAAAACUGAUAAUUGAAAAUCUGAUUGACUUCACUUUUGAUAAUUGUUUGUCCAAAGGUGGUGAAGGCAACAACGUCGCAAAUGACCUCGAAGAAGAACAUUUUGUGCAAUUCGACAAAAAACUACUGAAGCGAAUGGUUGUGCAGAAAACUUUAAAGGCUGUAGAACGGUCAACUUCUGCUAGUACUGGUCUAAGGAAAAUCAUUGAAAAUUUUGAUGAAAAGACAGGGGUGCAUCCGCCAUCAACUGCUCACACCUACCAGAAUGCAGAGAAAGACCAAAAAGAGAUGAUUGCAUUAGUUUGUGGCCUGAAGCCCUUUCAAGAAGUACCUGGUAGAUGCCAUUCAUCGUUUCCACAUAUGCCAAGAAAUCCUUUUGACCUGGAUGAUAUUAGAAUCCCGGAACAGUGGUUGACAACCAGUAAGCAGAAGUUGAGCAAGGACCCCGACACACCCUGG
Porites lobata is the source of this 2582-nucleotide messenger RNA. The record is from the annotation of a GenBank genome assembly. NCBI's taxonomy places the organism in Eukaryota, Metazoa, Cnidaria, Anthozoa, Scleractinia, Poritidae.